This is a messenger RNA of Procambarus clarkii (red swamp crayfish), 2533 nucleotides long. The record is from RefSeq and is a predicted model, not a curated record. NCBI's taxonomy places the organism in Eukaryota, Metazoa, Arthropoda, Malacostraca, Decapoda, Cambaridae.
UUACCUGUCGGAUGAGCGGGCCAGCAGCCGGCCAGCACCGCCAUCCGGUCCGGCCCAUUACGGGUAGCAGCCCCGGCAACCUGCCCAUGGUCUCCUAGUGUCACCUGGCGGGCUGCGCGCACACUCACACGCACACACACACACACACACACUCACACACACACACCCGGGGAAACGCACACACGUACCAACUUGCAUACCCCCGGGGGAAUGUUGGGGAGGUGAGUCACGGCCGUGAGGAGUAUUAAGCCAGCAUCCACUGGUGGAUCCUGGUAGAACGUCCCCCGGUGCCGUGCUGGUGUGACUGCUCUCAGCCCUCUCUCUACUCCCCGGACACAUCAGCUCUCUCUCGUAUCUUCCCUACCGUCUUCAUGGAGACUUACCGAGCUCCCAAGGUCAACCGCUACUGGAAGCGCCCCAAGCCCAAGGUGUAUGACUGUAACGUCAGGGAUGCGGAGCGCUUCUACCAGGAGAAUUACAAACGAUACCUAUCAGAAAAGGAGGAAGCUGCAGCCAAGGCCGCGAGGUCACGAUCUAUAGACUCUGACAAGAUCGAGUUCUACCCUCACCUGAGAGCUGGCCCCAUCAGGCGUGAUCCUUCAUCCAGAUCUUCCUCAACUCGCAGCGAUUUUCCUCCCAUUCCUCCUUCCCAGCCAGAAGGGUUCAAGUCCCGUCUCGACUCCGACCGCUCGUCUGCCGAGACUAGCUUCACAAGCCGCGUUGAAGGACUUCCAUCCUAUGACUCUGCCCAUGACAGUUCAAGUCUAGAGGAGCGACUAGAGCGUCUUAAAAGACUGCGGGAGGAGCUCGGCCUGCCUGCCGACACUAAGACGGGUUAUGCUUCCUCUUCUCUCUCCGCCAGAAGUGGUUCCGCCACUCGAACCACUGGCAGUGGUCUCGGCGACUUUGAGACUUCUUACAAAUCAGAGCGAACUUCGCGAUCUGCCGCUGGUGGAGGUCCAGAGGAAACGUCAUCAUAUAGUUUCAAGUCCGAAAAGUCCUCCCGGAUGAAUGGUACCGGUGGUUUGGGCGAAGAUUAUAAGCUAAAAUCAGAACGCAACACUGACGGUUACAGAAUCAAGUCCGAACGCGGAACUGACGAUUACAAAUAUAAGUCAGAGAGCAAUAACGAUUACAAGUUGCCGACAAGGUUGGUGGAAUUCGAGCUACCCAAGGUUGAACGGAAACCAUUGAAUUUAUCGCCUAAACUAGAGAGGAAGAAGGAUUACUCAUUUGCCUCCUCUGCGGAAAAGAAAGCAGACCGGUUUUCUAGCUUAUCAUCUGCUGGUACAUCGACGAGCGUCUCCGGCGGUCGCAGUAGUCGCAGAGUGGCCGCUGACCUGGAGAUCGAUGACGACGACACCAGUGUGGUUGAUAUGAUGAAGAAGCUCCCUUCGUCUCAAGACAUUCUUGAACGCAUCAGUAAAAUGGACUUGGAUGACUGACUGGAGGACAUAAUUGACGCCAAACUUUGAUGAUUGUAGCUGAUAAUAAAGUGUGUGGAAUAAUGAACAUGACGUGAGGGAAUUCUGCCAUGAAGUAACGUUAUAGUGUUUUCCUUAUAUGGCAAUAUGUUCUCCCUCCUAUAAGGAACACAACCCGUCGUUUCAGGACUCCAUAAGGAGGGAAACAUUGAUGAAGGGUAUCAACGAUUGCUACAGUAAAUGUUUCCCCUGUGGAGAAUAUCUACCAUGAGCACACCAGACCAGCCACACUGAUUGUCUGUGAUGACCAGCUACUCGGACUGUGCCUGUGAAGACCAACUACUCGGAUAGUGCCUGUGAAGACCAGCUACAGCUAUUGUGCCUGUGAAGACCAGCUACCGCGAUUGUGCCUGUGAAGACCAAUUAUUGUGAUUUUCUUGUGAAGACCUGCUACUGUAGUUGUGACAGUGAUAAGGGUGAAACAUAUGAAGAGUAUUGUGAAGAUCGCAGGUACAGCCAUGAUUUACUCAGCUGUCAGUGAGGAAUCAGACAGGAACUGAGGCCAGUCUUCACCAAAGUUUGUUGUCAAUUAUGAUAAGCAGGAAAUAAUCAGAAAAACUGUUAAGUGUGUAACCCUUCCCUGCCUAUACUCCGCCCAGCUUCCUUGCUCCACACUCUUUAUACCAAACAAUACCAUUUGUCUAUUCCGAAAACGUAAUUGUGACUUUUCCAGUUAGUAACAGGAAAAUAAAUUUGUUACAAUGGCUCAUCUAAUCAUUAAGAAACAUAUUUAGUAUUUGCACAUUUUUGUAUACACGAACUGUACAUAUUAAGAAAAGCUUGUGGAACCAUGGACUCCAAUGUUUAUGCUGGCGGCGUGACUAUGUCCUCUCCCACACUCCCGCCUCCUGUUCCUUUCCUUCGGGUGGUGGAGGUGGCGCUGCUGCUGCUGCUGCUGCUGUUUCAGUACUGCAGCUCCAAGCUGAUCGCAGACGUGUGUGUGUAUCUCUUGCAGCAUCUUGUAACAAUGGCUUCUCGCAACGUGUGUUUGGUGGGUAUGCACUUCGAGCGCCCAGGGGCCCCCAGGGUGUACUCUCGCAACACAAGCG